This is a messenger RNA of Camellia sinensis, 620 nucleotides long. The record is from RefSeq and is a predicted model, not a curated record. Lineage: Eukaryota; Viridiplantae; Streptophyta; Magnoliopsida; Ericales; Theaceae.
GUUCAUUACUAUAAAUUUUAGCUCAAUUGAGCUUUAUAUUUACCCUAAUUUUCAAACUAUAGUUUUCCUCAUUUGUUUUUUUAUUGAUGCUCUAACCCUCGAUGCAGUUGGAGCUGAUCCGGUUUGUCGCUUCUGUUAAGCCCUUUAUAGCUGCUUCUAAGGUUUCUGAGAGAAUAAUUACGAUUAUCCAGAGUAUCUUGCUUGCUGCAGUGCCUGCACAGGAAUUGGCUGUAAUGGAAAGCAUGCAAGUGGCUUUGGAGACCAUUGUUAGUGCAGUUUUUGAUGGAUCAAAUGAAUUUGGAGGGAGUUUUUCUGAAACUCAAAUUGCAUUGUGCAGAAUAUUUGAAGGUUUACUUCAACAACUUCUUUCUUUGAAAUGGACUGAACCUAAACUUGUGGUAGUACUUGGGCACUACUUUGAUGCAUUGGGUCCCUUUUUGAAGUAUUUCCCUGAUGCGGUUGGCAGUGUCAUCAACAAACUAUUUGAGCUUCUAACCUCAUUGCCCUUUGUACUGAAGGACCCAUCAACAAGUAUUUCCCGACAUGCAAGGUUGCAGAUUUGCACAUCAUUUAUUCGAAUAGCCAAAGCUGUUGACAAAAGCCUGCUGCCUCACAUGAAG